UCUCUCUCUCUCUCUCUUAGUGAAGAAGAGGCAAACAUCCAUUAGAUCUUCCUUUCUACUCUCGACAACUCCAACCAUGGCAGAUCCCUAUGCUGAUCCCUUCAAAGCUUUCCGCAGAGAGUAUCCUUUCUCCUGCAACCCAUUUUCUGAGUUCUGCCAUGGCGGCACCAACACCUGCCUCCCUCCCCAGACCCUCACUCCUCCUGUGAGGGAGGCCCUCCCUCUCCUCAGUCUCAGCCCAACGAGGCACCAAGAGGUGGAAAACAGCUCCUCUUGCAGUGCCGUUAAUGAAGGUGGAAAGGUCAAGGCCGCCGUGGACACUGAUGGUGAAGCUGAUGCUGUGACUGUGUCUCUGCACAUAGGCCUUCCCAGCCCUGGUGCAGUGGAUCUGACGCCAAGAUUCUCUUCAACUCCAGAGGAUACUAGUGGGGGAAAGCAAGAGCAAGGUGGCGACGAUGAAGACGAUGUGGUUUACCCUAUCGAUCUUAUAGGAAGGAUCAACAAGGGACAGUAUUGGAUUCCCACCCCUACCCAGAUCCUAAUUGGUCCAACCCAGUUCUCUUGCCCAGUAUGCUGCAAGACCUUCAACAGAUACAACAACAUGCAGAUGCAUAUGUGGGGACAUGGAUCACAGUAUCGGAAGGGACCCGAGUCUCUGAGAGGCAUCCAGCCGACGGCGAUGCUGAGGCUUCCCUGCUACUGCUGCGCCCCCGGUUGCCCCAACAACAUCGACCAUCCGAGAUCAAAGCCAUUGAAGGACUUCAGGACCCUCCAAACUCACUACAAAAGGAGGCACGGAAUCAAGCCCUUCGUGUGCCGGAAGUGCAGCAAGGCAUUUGCGGUCAGAGGCGACUGGAGGACCCAUGAGAAGAACUGCGGCAAGCUGUGGUACUGCAUCUGUGGCUCAGACUUCAAGCACAAGAGGUCACUGAAGGAUCAUAUCAAGUCCUUCGGCAGUGGGCACGCCGCGUACGGCAUCGACUGCUUCCAGGAGGCAGCGGAGGAGGAGGAGGAGGAGGAGGAGGAGACAUCGUCGGAGAUCGAACAAGAUGGUUUCCAGUCCUACAAGGGAAGGAAACACGGCUUUCUGGGUCGCAGGUGAUGAACUAUAUCAUCAUGCCAUGCUUGUUUCCUUUUUCUUCCUUUGUCUCUCUAGAUUUAAGUGUUCCCUCACCAUAGAUCCCUUCUCCUACUCUCUCCUUUCUACUUUUAAGCCAGUAAAUAAAGAUCGAUACAUGGCAAUAGGGAGAGAUUCUACUAUUAACCUCACUCUAAGGAACGUUGCAUGGAUCCUUCUUUUCACCAGACCGAGUCUUUUCAUUCUUCCUUCCUUUUGAUCUGUCAUGCAUGUCAAAUGGGGCAUAAGACUGUACCUUAACAUUUGCAGUUUGGUAGGCUUUUUAGAUUCUGCAGACAAGCUACUGCUUUUGGCUCACAUGUUGCUUUAUGCAUUGGAUAGUGCUUACAUAUAUGUAUACAUCAAAUGAUUAGCAUACCUUCCUUCAAAUACUAUGUGAAAGUACUCAUUUGGUGUGUGGAUUAUGGAACUUAAUUCAGGUUUAUGUACAU
Molecule: messenger RNA, 1569 nt
Organism: Musa acuminata subsp. malaccensis (wild Malaysian banana)
Lineage: Eukaryota; Viridiplantae; Streptophyta; Magnoliopsida; Zingiberales; Musaceae
Product: zinc finger protein WIP2
Biological process (GO): regulation of gene expression; anatomical structure development
Cellular component (GO): nucleus
Molecular function (GO): DNA-binding transcription factor activity
Source: RefSeq, a predicted model, not a curated record